Salvelinus fontinalis (brook trout) is the source of this 5277-nucleotide messenger RNA. RefSeq names its product ephrin type-A receptor 6-like. Lineage: Eukaryota; Metazoa; Chordata; Actinopteri; Salmoniformes; Salmonidae. The transcript has 11 exons. The coding region runs from base 164 to 1879 and encodes 571 amino acids. The record is from RefSeq and is a predicted model, not a curated record. Gene Ontology annotation, biological process: protein phosphorylation; axon guidance. Gene Ontology annotation, cellular component: neuron projection. Gene Ontology annotation, molecular function: ATP binding; transmembrane-ephrin receptor activity; protein binding.
CUAUAUAAUCCUCAUAACUUCUUCUGUGACCGAUUUAAAAAAUAACCGGUUCAAGGACAUAGAUAGAUCUGAUGGAAUAGAAAAAACGAUUGGGGGCGAGGGGGGGCAUCCUGUAUUCUGAAUUGAGAGGCGACAGUCGUUCUCCCCCUGGUCCAAACCACUGAUGAGUAUUUGGGAGUAUUUUACACAAUGUAAUUUGACCCAGGCCUGUGAACGUGUCUCUGCAGGUCCUUCUCUGGUCGGGGUGGUGAGGAAGGACUGGGCGUCUGACAACAGUAUCGCCCUCUCCUGGCCUGAGGCCGAACAACAGCCUAACGUCAUACUGGACUAUGAGAUCAAGUACUACGAUAAGGAACAGGAACAGUCGGGAUACUCGUCGACCCGUACCAAGGCCCUCAGCGUCAUCGUGACCGGUCUCAAGCCCUCCACCGUGUACGUGUUCCACGUGCGCGCUCGCACCGCCGCAGGCUUCACCGCUUACAGUGACACGUUUGACUUCUCCACCGGGGACGAGGACUCAGGCAUGGCAGCUGACCAUGGGCAGGUGCUAGUGGUUGUCACGGCAGCCGUGGGCGGGUUCUCCCUACUCAUCAUCCUCACCCUCUUCUUCCUCAUCACCGGACGGUGUCAGGGGAUCAUCAAGGCUCAGCUGAAGUCAGAGGAUAAGAGGAGGGCCGACUUUCACAACGCGCCUCCUUUCCCUGGUAUCAAGACGUACGUGGACCCUGACACAUAUGAAGACCCAACGCAGGCUGUCCACGAGUUCACCAAGGAGAUAGAUCCUUCUAGAAUACGCAUCGAGAGGGUGAUAGGAGCAGGUGAGUUCGGGGAGGUGUGCAGCGGGCGUCUGCGUACGCCGGGUCAGAAGGAGAUCCCGGUGGCCAUUAAGACCCUGAAGGGAGGCUACGUGGAGCGUCAGAGAAGAGACUUCCUCAGAGAGGCCUCCAUCAUGGGCCAGUUUGACAACCCCAACAUCAUACGGCUGGAAGGAGUGGUCACCAAGAGCAGACCUGUGAUGAUCGUGGUGGAAUACAUGAGGAACGGAUCCCUGGACUCUUUUCUGAGGCAGCAUGAUGACCACUUCACAGUGGUCCAGCUGGUGGGGAUGCUGCAUGGCGUGGCGUCAGGGAUGGCCUACCUGUCUGACAUGGGCUACGUGCACCGUGACCUGGCCGCACGCAACGUCCUGGUAGAUGAGGGUCUGGUGUGCAAGGUGUCCGACUUCGGUCUGUCCAGAGUCCUAGAGGACCACACUGAGCCUGCAUAUAACACCAUGGGGGGUAAGAUCCCGGUCCGUUGGACAGCUCCCGAGGCCAUCACCUACAGGAAGUUCUCUUCAGCCUCCGACGUCUGGAGCUACGGCAUCGUCAUGUGGGAAGUGAUGUCGUACGGGGAGAGACCUUACUGGGAGAUGUCCAAUCAGGAUGUGAUCCUGUCUAUAGAGGAGGGUUACCGUCUCCCCGUCCCCAUGGACUGUCCUGGGGUUCUACACCAGUUGAUGCUCCACUGCUGGCAGAAGGAGAGAGGGCAGAGACCUCACUUCAACAGCGUGGUCUCCUUCCUGGAUAAACUCAUCAGGAACCCCAGUAGUCUACUGACUCUGGUGGACAACAGUUUUCCAGAAUCCCCGGAGGACAUGCCGGGCUACCCUCUGUUCAUCUCCAUUGGUGAUUGGCUGGACUCCAUCAAGAUGAGCCAAUACAAGCACCAAUUCCUGGCUGCAGGGUUCACCACCCUGGACUCUGUCUCCACCAUGAGGAUAGAGGACGUCAGGCGUAUCGGCGUGUCUCUGAUUGGCCAUCAGAGGAGGAUCGUGAGCAGCAUUCAGAGUCUCCGUCUGCAGGUCCUCACCGUCCAACACAACGGCUUCCACAACUAAACCAACCCCCCAAAACGUCUGCACAGACAGACAGGCCUGGGUGUGUUCAUUCGGCACCAAACGGAAGAAAAAAACAAACUGAAACAGAGAGAGAUUUUCCUGAACUCGUUCAAUAAGAAACGCUUGUUUCUAAAAAAAAAAAUCUAGAUAUUCUCUCGGUAGACUGGUUGAACUGUUACCCAUGGACUACAAUGGUUUACCAUGGAGGCAUCUUAUCCUUGAUCCAGAAGACCGGGGAUUGGAAGUAGUUUCAGCCCACGUCCUAAACAGCACCCUAUUCCCUUAUGGUGCACCGUUUAGGACAGACACAUUCAGUAUGAAGCACAUGGAGAGACAAGUGUACUGAUGGGUCUUCCUCUAAUCAAGUGGACGGAGACGGAUUGAAACAGGACUCUCAGUUUAGAGACCACUAUUUUUUUUGAACAAAAUGGGAUGAUAAAAUGUGUCUUUUAUUUCAGAUGUUUUGUUUCCUUGUUCAUUUAUUGAGCAGCAGAUUCUGACCAACUGGAAGAUAAAGGACAACAUGGAGGAGAUUCUGACCAACUAGAAGAGAAAGGACAAUGUGGAGGAGAUUCUGACCAACUGGAAGAGAAAGGACAAUGUGGAGGAGAUUCUGACCAACUGGAAGAGAAAGGACAAUGUGGAGGAGAUUCUGACCAACUAGAAGAGAAAGGACAAUGUGGAGGAGAUUCUGAUCAACUGGAAGAGAAAGGACAUUGUGGAGGAGAGUCUGAUCAACUGGAAGAUAAAGGACAAUGUGGAGGAGAUUCUGAUCAACUGGUAGAUAAAGGACAAUGUGGAGGAGAUUCUGAUCAACUGGAAGAGAAAGGACAACAUGGAGGAGAUUCUGACCAACUAGAAGAGAAAGGACAAUGUGGAGGAGAUUCUGAUCAACUGGAAGAUAAAGGACAAUGUGGAUGAGAUUUUGGAGCAAAGAGAAGACAAAUGAAUGACAUCUGAUUUUAUAAAUGUAUAGUCCAUCAUCAACCAUAAUAUAUGAAGUAUUUGUGCAAAAGACAUGUUCUGUGAAAAAGCCUUGUUCAGUUUGAUUAGACAUCCUUGUUCAGUUUGAUUAGACAUCCUUGUUCAGUUUGAUUAGACAUCCUUGUUCAGUUUGAUUAGACAUCCUUGUUCAGUUUGAUUAGACAUCCUUGUUCAGUUUGAUUAGACAUCCUUGUUCAGUUUGAUUAGACAUCCUUGUUUAGUUUGAUUAGACAUCCUUGUUCAGUUUGAUUAGACAUCCUUGUUCAGUUUGAUUAUACAUCCUUGUUCAGUUUGAUUAUACAUCCUUGUUCAGUUUGAUUAUACAUCCUUGUUCAGUUUGAUUAUACAUCCUUGUUCAGUUUGAUUAUACAUCCUUGUUCAGUUUGAUUAGACAUCCUUGUUUAGUUUGAUUAGACAUCCUUGUUUAGUUUGAUUAGACAUCCUUGUUCAGUUUGAUUAGACAUCCUUGUUCAGUUUGAUUAGACAUCCUUGUUCAGUUGGAUUAUACAUCCAUGUUCAGUUUGAUUAGACAUCCUUGUUCAGUUUGAUUAUACAUCCUUGUUCAGUUUGAUUAUACAUCCUUGUUCAGUUUGAUUAGACAUCCUUGUUUGAUUAGACAUCCUUGUUCAGUUUGAUUAGACAUCCUUGUUCAGUUUGAUUAGACAUCCUUGUUCAGUUGGAUUAUACAUCCAUGUUCAGUUUGAUUAGACAUCCUUGUUCAGUUUGAUUAUACAUCCUUGUUCAGUUUGAUUAUACAUCCUUGUUCAGUUUGAUUAGACAUCCUUGUUUGAUUAGACAUCCUUGUUCAGUUUGAUUAGACAUCCUUGUUCAGUUUGAUUAGACAUCCCUGUUCAGUUUGAUUAGACAUCCUUGUUCAGUUUGAUUAGACAUCCUUGUUCAGUUUGAUUAGACAUCCUUGUUUAGUUUGAUUAGACAUCCUUGUUCAGUUUGAUUAUACAUCCAUGUUCAGUUUGAUUAUACAUCCUUGUUCAGUUUGAUUAUACAUCCUUGUUUGAUUAGACAUCCUUGUUCAGUUUGAUUAUACAUCCUUGUUCAGUUUGAUUAGUCAUCCUUGUUCAGUUUGAUUAGACAUCCUUGUUCAGUUUGAUUAGACAUCCUUGUUCAGUUUGAUUAGUCAUCCUUGUUCAGUUUGAUUAGACAUCCUUGUUCAGUUUGAUUAGACAUCCUUGUUCAGUUUGAUUAUACAUCCUUGUUCAGUUUGAUUAUACAUCCUUGUUCAGUUUGAUUAGUCAUCCUUGUUCAGUUUGAUUAGACAUCCUUGUUCAGUUUGAUUAGACAUCCUUGUUCAGUUUGAUUAGACAUCCUUGUUCAGUUUGAUUAGACAUCCUUGUUCAGUUUGAUUAGACAUCCUUGUUCAGUUUGAUUAGACAUCCUUGUUCAGUUUGAUUAGACAUCCUUGUUCAGUUUGAUUAGACAUCCUUGUUUAGCUUGAUUAGUCAUCCUUGUUCAGUUUGAUUAGACAUCCUUGUUCAGUUUGAUUAGUCAUCCUUGUUCAGUUUGAUUAGACAUCCUUGUUCAGUUUGAUUAUACAUCCUUGUUCAGUUUGAUUAGACAUCCUUGUUCAGUUUGAUUAGACAUCCUUGUUCAGUUUGAUUAGACAUCCUUGUUCAGUUUGAUUAGACAUCCUUGUUCAGUUUGAUUAGACAUCCUUGUUUAGUUUUCAUCCACAAUCUAUAUCUUUACUCAGCAAUAUUCAGUCUCCUUAGCUGACUGACUGACAGUCUGUUGCUUUGUCACUCAUUGCCAUGCCUUGUUUGGUUUAACAAGGACAGAGUAGUCAAGGGCACCGACAGAUCUGGGACCAGGCUACAGUCUCCUUAGCUGACUGACUGACAGUCUGUUGCUUUGUCACUCAUUGCCAUGCCUUGUUUGGUUUAACAAGGACAGAGUAGUCAAGGGCACCAACAGAUCUGGGACCAGGCUACAGUCUCCUUAGCUGACUGACUGACAGUCUGUUGCUUUGUCACUCAUUGCCAUGCCUUGUUUGGUUUAACAAGGACAGAGUAGUCAAGGGCACCAACAGAUCUGGGACCAGGCUACAGUCUCCUCACUUAUAGAACAAGGAGAAGAGAGCAACUCAACUCCACAACCAAUCACAAACCGAAAACAACCUCAGACAUGGACCAUAAGAACAGAUCUGGGACCAGGCAUGAACCAUAAGAACAGAUCUGGGACCAGGCAUGAACCAUAAGAACAGAUCUGGGACCAGGCAUGAACCAUAAGAACAGACCCUGUUCCUGGAGAGAGGCCCUCCUGGAGGUUUUAACUCCAACCCUGUUCCUGGAGAGAGACCCUCUUGUAGGUUUUAACUCCAACCCUGUUCCUGGAGAGAGACCCUCCUGGAGGUUUUAACUCCAACCCUGUUCCUGGAGAGAAACCCUCCUGGAGGUUUU